Molecule: messenger RNA, 255 nt
Organism: Toxoplasma gondii ME49
Lineage: Eukaryota; Apicomplexa; Conoidasida; Eucoccidiorida; Sarcocystidae
Exons: 2
Coding region: 1-255 (84 amino acids)
Source: RefSeq, a predicted model, not a curated record
AUGUCAACAAAGCUGCAACAGUAUCAGUCUCGUCAAUGGAUGUUCUAUCCGGAAAACUUCGUUGACUCCGCGACACGACAUCACACGUGGAAUGCCAAGAGAGCACAUCGUAUGCACCCCACGACUUUUUUCAACCGUGAAGGGUCGAGGAGAACGUGGAGGGGAGUAGGAGGCGAUGGUGCAAAACCUUUGUGCGAAGAGGGUUCUUCAGCGACGUUGCCUAUUCCGAUCAGAAGUCGGGAACCAGACCCCUGA